This is a messenger RNA of Oncorhynchus gorbuscha (pink salmon), 1207 nucleotides long. It is a transcript of the gene aqp3a, whose product is annotated as aquaporin 3a. The record is from RefSeq and is a predicted model, not a curated record. Gene Ontology annotation, cellular component: plasma membrane; basolateral plasma membrane. Gene Ontology annotation, molecular function: urea transmembrane transporter activity; glycerol channel activity; water channel activity. The transcript has 6 exons. NCBI's taxonomy places the organism in Eukaryota, Metazoa, Chordata, Actinopteri, Salmoniformes, Salmonidae. Gene Ontology annotation, biological process: glycerol transmembrane transport; water transport. Bases 130 to 1044 code for a protein of 304 amino acids.
AGGGCCUCAUCCAUCACACACACUCAAGAGGCCCUACCUACCUACUGUCACCAGACACAGUACAGGAGGCCAGGGCAUCAGCCAUCACACACACUCAGGAGGACCUACCUUGCCGAGCAACACUGAACCAUGGGAAAACAGAAGAUGUGGUUGGACAAGCUGGCACGGAACUUCCAGAUCCGUAACCUGCUGCUGCGCCAGGCUCUGGCAGAGUGUCUGGGUACCCUCAUCCUGGUGAUGUUUGGUUGUGGUGCGGUGGCUCAGCUGGUGCUUAGUGGAGGAUCUCAUGGCAUGUUCCUCACCGUGAACUUUGCUUUUGGCUUCGCUGCCACCCUAGGGAUCCUGGUCUGUGGCCAAGUAUCAGGAGGCCAUCUAAACCCGGCGGUGACCUUUGCCCUCUGCCUGCUUGGGAGAGAACGCUGGAGAAAGUUCCCAAUGUACUUUGCCUUCCAGACACUUGGCGCUUUCCUGGGCUCCGGGAUCAUCUUUGGUCUGUACUUUGACGCUCUGUGGGGCUUUGCUGGAAAGCUCAUCGUUACCGGGCCCAACGCCACCGCUGGCAUCUUCGCCACCUACCCUGGCGUACAUCUCAACCUGCUCAAUGGCUUCUUUGACCAGGUGAUUGGCACGGCAGCGUUGAUCGUGUGUAUCCUGGCCAUCGUAGACCCCUACAACAACCCCAUCCCCCAGGGCCUGGAGGCCUUCACGGUGGGCUUCGUGGUGCUGGUCAUUGGCCUGUCCAUGGGCUUCAACUCCGGCUACGCCGUCAAUCCUGCCAGGGACCUGGGGCCUCGUCUCUUCACCUCCCUGGCAGGCUGGGGCACCGAGGUCUUCACUGCCGGUAAGUGCUGGUUCCUGGUGCCCAUCUUUGCCCCGUUCAUAGGCUCCACCUUCGGGGUGAUAGUCUAUCAACUGAUGGUGGGCUACCAUCAAGAGGGAGAGGCUCGCGACAAGAAGAGGAGGGAGGAUGAGGAGAAAGAGGAAGUCAGAGUCAGACUCACUAAUAUCACCAAAAAGGAUGUCCUAAAGGAAGAGAUGGUAUGAGUCUCUUAACCUACCACUCUCCAGCAGCCUUCACUCCCCACCACUACCACCACUACUACUACCACUACUACUACCACCACCAACACCACUAAUACCACCACCACCACCACUACUACCACCAUCACCACAACCACCACCACUACUACCAUCACCACCACCACCA